Lucilia cuprina (Australian sheep blowfly) is the source of this 2497-nucleotide messenger RNA. Its product is annotated as zinc finger protein 157-like. The transcript has 4 exons. Gene Ontology annotation, molecular function: DNA-binding transcription factor activity; zinc ion binding; RNA polymerase II cis-regulatory region sequence-specific DNA binding. Bases 92 to 2350 code for a protein of 752 amino acids. Lineage: Eukaryota; Metazoa; Arthropoda; Insecta; Diptera; Calliphoridae. The record is from RefSeq and is a predicted model, not a curated record. Gene Ontology annotation, biological process: regulation of transcription by RNA polymerase II. Gene Ontology annotation, cellular component: nucleus.
AUUAAAAAAAAAAAUAAAAGCGGCUGUAAACAUUGAAAUCGUAAAACAUUAUUUCAAUUAGAAAAGCUAAAAAAUAAAUAAAAAUACAAUUAUGAAACAACGAUGUCGUUGUUGCUUGAUAACAAAUUCCAAUGACUACUAUGAUAUAUUCGAACAACAUGUAUCGGGAACAUCUUACGCUGAGAACAUAUGCUUUUUAGCUGAAGUACAAAUAGACCAGGACGAUGGCUUACCCCAAGUGAUAUGUUCCAAUUGUUACAAUGAAGUCCAGCGUAUCUAUGAGUUUAGCUUGAAUGUACGUCUGGCCGAUGAAAGGUUAAGGCAAGAAUUGGAAGGCGCAAAAAAACAAAUGGUUGUGGAAGAGGAGGAGGAACAAAUGGAAAAUGUUCAGGUUCUAGAAAAUGAAUAUUUUUCUUCUGUUGAUGAGAAUGGUAUGCAGGUGUGCGUUAUGGAAGAAAUAUUGGAGCAAGAAAAUGAACACGAUAAUGAGCUUAUAGUGGAGGAAAUUAAUGAUGUGGAUGAAAUACAUAUGGUGGAAGAAAUAUUAGAAUCAAAAGAACAGGAAACAGUUGAUGAACAUGAACAUACUUACCAGCAAAAGGAAAACUUAUUAGUGGGUCUAGCUCAAGUUGCUGCCACUCAGGAAAAUGUUAAUAUUACUGAUAGUCAAUGUUCGCCUAACGACACCUUUUAUCCGUCAGAUGAAAAUGAUGAAGACUAUCUAAUAGAAUAUGAACCAAAUGAAGAAAAUAAUUUUGUACCUAUGAAAUGGAAAUGUGGGGAAUGUAAAGUCAUUUUACGAGGCGAUGUAUCUUAUGAGGGUCAUAUGAAUAUACACCGACAAAUACGGCCACACAAGUGCAACGAAUGCCAGUCGGAGUACAGAUGUCGUACUGCCCUUAAACGGCAUAAAGAACUUAAACACUCGUUGCCCUUGAAAAAUGACAGUGCCGCUAAAACAACUCAGCUAUGUCCAUUGUGUAAUAAAGAAUUUUAUGCGAAAAUUAUUUUUCAUCUACAUCAAGCCAUUGUCCAUGAUGAGGGUGACAAAUGUCCUUUGCAAUGUAAUCGCACAGAUAUCGGAAAUUUAAGGGAGCAUUUAGAGAGUAUACACGAAAAGGAAUUAAACUUAGCUGGAUAUAACGAAAUCACCCACCACAUAUUACAAUGCUUUAGAUGUUGUCAAACUUUUGAAGAACUGGCUGAGUUAGAGAGUCAUGCCAAUUUGUGCCGUAAUAUGCAGAAAUCAUUGCAUUUUCAAGAUGAAAAUUCAAUGACAGAAAAUAAGAAUAAUAUGAAAAUUGUUAAAGUUGAAGAAUAUUCUGAUAUUUCGGUACAAUGUAAUAUUUGUCGCAAGAAAUUACUUAAGAAAAACUUGAACAAGCAUAUGGAACUGCAUAAACGAAAGGAGGAAGAAAACAAAGUUCUGAAUGAUACGAAACCAUAUCUUUGUGCCUUUUGUCUGUAUGCAUUUGAAACUAAAGAUGAUUUUGAAGAACAUUGUUCAACAGAAUGCAAAUCAAUCCUCAACAACUGCCCUCAAUCGCAAGAAGACUUCAAUCUAUCCAUCAUACAUCCACAGGAUAAUGAAAUAUCCUGUUUUCAUUCGCAAGAAAACUUUGAACAACCCAACAAAAAUUCACAGGAUAGUGAAAAGAAUGUUGAUUCGCAAGAAAAAUCUAAACAAUCCACCAAAAAUUCACAGAAUAAUAAAAAGAAUGUUCAUUCACAAAAAAACAGUAAUCAACCUACAAAAGAUUCACGGGAUAGUGGAAAAAAUGUUCAUUCACAAGAAAACUUGAAUCAACCCACUACACAUUCACAGGAUAGUGAAAAAAUAGUUCAUUCGAAAAAAUCUAAUUGCAUUUGUUAUGAAUGUGGUAAUACGUUCAGUGGUCGUGUGCAACUAUCCGCUCACAAAAGAUUACAUAAAGAACGACCCUUCAAAUGUGAUCAAUGUGAUAAGGCCUAUCCCCGUCAAGUAGAACUUGUUAUACAUAUGCGCAGCCAUACAGGAGAACAGCCCUAUGCCUGUCAUUUAUGUGACAAACGUUUCGCCAUUAAGGUUAGACUAACUUAUCACUUGCAAAAACAUCAGGGUAUUACGCAUGCUUGCAGCUAUUGUUCGGCGGUUUAUGAUAAUCGAAAUAAGCUUAAAGCUCAUCUAUUCAAACAUACAGGGAUGCCUUAUAAGUGUGAAUACUGCCCGGAACUGGGUUUUGAUAGGAGAAUAAGGUUUGCUAAUCAUAUGAUACGAGUCCAUCAGAAGUUUCUUACCCAUGAAGAAUUAGCAGACAUUUUUGCUAAAAAUACGGGAAAAACUGUGCACUUUAAGAAUCCAGUAAGCUGAGGGGGCAGUUUUCUGUAAUAAAGUUUGGUUACAAAAAACAAAAUUAAUAGUUACAAAACAAAUUAAAUUGUACUGAUAAAUUUCGAUAAAUUUUAUAUUUUUGAAAAUGUUAUAUUAAUUUUAAAAUAACUCAUAAAAAAUUCUUUU